Oryzias latipes (Japanese medaka) is the source of this 2578-nucleotide messenger RNA. The record is from RefSeq and is a predicted model, not a curated record. NCBI's taxonomy places the organism in Eukaryota, Metazoa, Chordata, Actinopteri, Beloniformes, Adrianichthyidae.
AAUUUACUGGUUAGAAAAUGUGAAAAAAUAAUAAUCCCAGCUGAUAUAACUGCAUUCUUCUAAUAAAAUGACACUAGCUUGCUUGUGUAAUUGCAAAUGCUCCUGCCAGUAUUUUUUUGGUGUCUAAAACUACACGUUGGUGCUCAGAGGCAGCAGGCAGAGAGGCCCUCGUUGAUUUUUCCACUAUGGUGGCAAAAGAGGGAGUAUACAUGUGUGAAAGGGAGGAGAGGACUGGAACUAAACACACUUCAAAGAUAGUAGUGCUUCAAAACUGGGCUCAAGAUUGAAGGGGAAACUGAUUAUUCGUCUGCCUCCAAGUGAUGUACAAAAGCAGAGAGGAGCUUUGGGAAUCUGUAUGAUUCAGGAGCAAGAUUGAAGAUAAGUUAUUUGGAUGAAUAAUGGCUCAUUUUUUAUUUGAAGCUUUGAAAACAAGGAGGUAAAUUCUAUGGAGCUAAAACACAGUUAUACGUAAGGAGGAACAUUUUUUCUUUUUCUUGCCUGCUGCCGGGACUCCACCUGGAACAACAGCAGCUGGAGUCCGCUCCAGCACAUGUUGUUACUUCACCAGCUUACAUCAAGGAUUUUGAGCUUAUCUGUUUGAAGAGAACCACACUUCACACGUUCUCCCAAAUGAUUUAUUUCAGCUCUGCAGAAACCCAGAGCUCCCAUAAAUAUAGAGUUUGAUCUUGUGAAUCAUUGGCAGGUCUAUUUUUGAAUAUGAAAUCUACAAGUGUAUAUUGAAAGCAUUUCAGUUUGAGAUUAACUUUGCAAACAACAACUAACUUUGAGACCAAAGUCUGUAGUGAGUAUUCCGCUUGAAUUUUUGUGUGUUCAGGAAUUGGUAAUGGGGGUGCUUCUAACAGAGUUCAUGUGACUGUCGGAGUGCACAUUUUUGGGAGCCAUCUGCCAAAAACGUUUUCAAACUGCAAGUCUGGGAUGAACUGCACUCCCAAUGCCACCUUUACUUCCCAGCUGGGACUUGGCCUAAGCCCAGCAGCUGAGGAUGCGGCUCCCCAGAGUGGAGGCGUGUGGAUGACCUCCAUGCUUGGAGCCAUGCUGAUGCUGAUGUUCGCCGUUGGAGGGGCAGGCAACACGUACACGCUCAUCAUUACGCGCUCCGCAGCGUUGUGCCGAACCGGAUCCAUGUAUAUCCACAUUGUCAACUUGGCCCUGGCUGACCUACUCUACUUGUCUACCAUCCCCUUUGUCGUCUGCACCUACUUUGCCCAUGACUGGCUGUUUGGAGAUGCUGGCUGUCGCAUCCUGUUGAGUCUGGACCUUCUCACCAUGCACGCCAGUGUUUUCACUUUGGUUGCUAUGAGCAUGGAGCGUUACCGCGCAGUGGCAAAGCCCUUCAGCGCCCACAGGACAUCGUCCCGAAGCAGGCGUGUUGCUGUGGGUCUCAUUUGGGGGAUAGGUUUCAUCCUUACGCUGCCCAUGAUGGUGAUGAUCCGGCUCAGAGAAGGUAAACCCACAUCUGCAGGACUGGUAAAAAAAAUCUGUUCCCCCACGUGGACGCCUGAGGCCUUUAAGGCUUACAUCAUGCUCCUGUUUUUCACUAGUGUUUUAAUCCCUGGAUUGGUGAUUGUUGGACUGUACACAGGGUUAGCUAAGCGUUACUGGAAGGUUCAGGCAAGGUUAGGAGGAAGCAGCCGCUCUGCUAGAAGGAGAGGACUUAAACAGAAGGUCAUAUCAAUGGUUUUAAGCAUUGUGUUAGCUUACUGGGCUUGCUUCUUACCAUUUUGGGGAUGGCAGAUUGGCAAACUCUUCUCUCCAGACUCCCUUCGAUAUUUGUCUCCAGCUGCUCAUAACUAUGUCAAUUUUUUUGUUACAUGUUUGACUUAUGGUAACAGCUGCAUCAAUCCAUUCCUUUACACUCUUUUGACUCGGAACUAUAAAGACUAUUUGGCCCAAAAAGGUCAGUCAGUGGGGUCGAGCAGGGCUGACCCUGCGUCUGCUGCCACUUUGCCAAUGCAGGACCUUUAAUAGACUAUAGUAAAGUGCUCUUCAGCUUUAUUGAGGACAUUUUACAAGAACUGUUUUAUGUGGGUUCAACUCAAAUUGUAUCUUUGUUUAGCUCAGGGGUCCGAAACUUUCAACUUUUAUAGAGCCAUUUGGGGCGAUUUCUCACUAAAGACAACCCAGUAGGAGCCACAAAGUCUUAAUUCACCCCUGUCAAAAAGAAAACAGAUUUGUAUUUAUGUUGUUAGUAACAGAAUAAGACUCCUAAACAAACAAUUUAUAAAAGCAUUAGCAAGCUGUAUUGUGUUAAUAGGUCAUUUAGUGGCAUUGGUGGAUGUCUAACAAAUGCUUUUUAAGGUAUUACUAAACUAAAUGAGAUUCGUUGACACAUAAGCAUUAUUAAUUAUCUUAUUAAUACUUUAUAAGGCAUUUGUUUUUUGAUUUGAUUUGACAUCAACCAGUGCUAAUAAAUGACAAACACAUUAAUAAUACUUAUUAAUGUUUUAUGAAAUGUUUGUAAAAGAAUCCUAUUCUAAAGAGUAGUUUUACUUUCAUAUUAUGUUAACUAUUAAAUAUAAAUGAACUGCUGUUUCUUUGAAUAAAUAAAACAUGAACA